AUGGACCACAAGUCGUGGUCUCUGCCCGUAAAACGGGUUCCAGUUGCAGAGAAGCUUGAUCGCUCCGUGAUAUGGAACAAUGCUCGCCUGUGUUAUGAGCAACGAUUGUUUGGCCAGGUGACUUGUGUCAGGUACAACAAUGCCGGGACGACCGUGGGAUGCACCUCGACGAAUCAACUCACACUCUUGCGAGUACCCCAGACGGAAGGUGUGAUCGCCAAUGAGCAGCGUGAAAGAAAGUGUUUUUCUCUUCGAUUUCGGGAUGAUGACAAAAUGGCUCUAUUCGCUUUUAACCAGCGCGUUGUUGUUAGAUCCACUCAAACUGCCUUCGAGCGGCAAUUUUUGGGUCAUGUUAGGGAAGUCAGGGACGCUAUAUUUCUGGAUCGGCACAACUUUGUCUCGGGUAGCGAUGACACGACUGUAAGGCUUUGGGAUAUCAUGAACGAAAAUGCGCUGCUUGUCGGUAAAACGCAUACCGACUACGUUCGAUGCCUGGAGAAUUACUCGCCAGGUUGCUUCUUUAGUGGUUCCUACGAUCACACCAUUAAUUUAUGGGACACACGAGUUGGUUUUGAGCACCCCGUUCAAUCCAGUGAGCGUCGCAUUGGAAGUCCUGUAGAGGCAAUGCUGCACACUCAUGCACACACGCUGACUUGCACGGCGGGAGAUCAAGUCCUAUUGUUCGACAUGCGUAAGGGUCUUUCUACGGUCUUAUUGCAGGAAUCACACCAUACAAAGUCGGUGGUGGCCCUUGCAUUUUCAAAGGGAAAUAAUGUGCUUCUCACGGGGUCACUCGAUCAACGUGUCAAGAUUUUCUCCCUGGAGAAUGGGGGGCUGGAGCUGCUUGCGAGCAAAAAGUAUGAUGCACCAGUGACUGCCGUGGCGGUUCAUCCACGUUCAUCUGAGUUUGCCGUCGGCACUGCAGGGGGGGAUCUUCGUAUCAUGAGGCUUGAGGGCGCCUUUGACCAAAAAGGGGAAGAAGAGGAGGAGGAAGGCGUGGUGGUGGAGGCGAGAUUCGAAGGCAAAGAGGAAAAUAAACAAAACGACGUUUUGAGCACGAAGAUGCAUGAUGUGCGGCAGCAACUUGUGUCGUACCAGUACAAUCGGGCCCUAAAGACAGCUCUCUAUUCUCGUAACCCGGACGUUAUUGCGUCUACGCUGGAGGAACUUGUCCGUCGUGGUGCCCUACACGUGGCCUUGAGUGGCCAGAACGACCGAACAAUUGUGCGCAUCCUUCGCUUUUCGGUAAACCAUCUUGAUUCCCCUCAGUUUUGUGAGUCAAUGAUGAUUGUGCUCGACGUCAUCUUUGAAAUUUAUGCAACGUGUGUGGGAAAGAGUAGCUUCCUUUACAGAGAAAUGAUGAUUGCGCGUCUACGCUUGGGAGCUGUCCUCGCGACUCUUCAGCGAAUGGAGCACACCUUGAGCAUAAUGGAGCUAAUAGUAAACGACGUGUAA
Messenger RNA from Trypanosoma conorhini, 1455 nucleotides. RefSeq names its product putative beta propeller protein. Gene Ontology annotation, cellular component: nucleolus. Gene Ontology annotation, molecular function: protein binding. Lineage: Eukaryota; Euglenozoa; Kinetoplastea; Trypanosomatida; Trypanosomatidae. Gene Ontology annotation, biological process: positive regulation of transcription by RNA polymerase I; rRNA processing. The coding region runs from base 1 to 1455 and encodes 484 amino acids. The transcript has a single exon. The record is from RefSeq and is a predicted model, not a curated record.